Molecule: messenger RNA, 939 nt
Organism: Capsicum annuum
Lineage: Eukaryota; Viridiplantae; Streptophyta; Magnoliopsida; Solanales; Solanaceae
Exons: 3
Coding region: 1-939 (312 amino acids)
Source: RefSeq, a predicted model, not a curated record
AUGAGAGUGAAGCUAUAUGUUGAAGUUAAAAAAACAGAGGGUGGAUUUGGAACGUAUCCUCUUAUCAUCACUACGUUAGAUAAGUCUUCUAGUGAAAUGCUUUUUGAUGGGAAAGUUGGUGCUGUAAUGUGUUUGGAAAGUCCAUCUGAAAUAGUUGAAGAAAUAAUUAGUUAUAAAUCCAAUUCUACUUCUCGUAUGCCUUUGUUGGAUAGCAAAGGGAACAAGAUCAUUACUGAUUGCAAGCAUAGUGAUGUUAAGAUUGGACAAAUAUACAAGGACAAGUGUACUCUCAUUUCGGUUAUGGCGCGAUUUGUAAUUGAGCAUUCCUUUAAUUACUAUGCCAAAAGAUCGGACAAGAAAAGCUAUGUCCUACAAUUCCAUUCGGAGAAUUGUGUUUGGAUCUUUAAAGCAUCAUGUCUUUGGAGUACAAAACUAUUUAAAGUUAGUUUUUUUCAAGAUGUUCACACAUGCCCGUUGAAAAACCGUAUUUUUACUCAACUUCAAGCUAUAGUUGGGUUUGUUAGUAGUUUUGCUGCACCAAAACUUGUCAACUAUAAGAGAAUACACACCCCGAAUGAUAUAAUCGAAGAUAUUAAAAAUGCUUUUGGUGUAGACAUUAACUAUCAAAAGGCUUGGAGGGCUAAAGAACGUGAGAUUGAGAUGUUAAGGGAAAAACCUGCGGAUGGUUAUCGACAAAUGACUCGAUAUGUAUACAUGUUAAAUUCCGUAUAUCCAGGUUCACAUAUUAGAAUGCAUAAAUCCGAGGAUAAUAAAUUUAUGUAUUUGUUCGUUGCAUUGCAACCUUUGAAGAGUGGAUUCGAGUAUUACAGGCCUGUAGUUGUGGUUGAUGGUGCGCAUUUGAGUGGAGCAUAUAAAGGACACAUUCUGCCGAUUGCGUAUGGUGUUGUUGAUAGUGAAAACGAUAAUUCGUGGACUUGA